Culex quinquefasciatus (southern house mosquito) is the source of this 1939-nucleotide messenger RNA. RefSeq lists its product as uncharacterized. The transcript is spliced from 3 exons. NCBI's taxonomy places the organism in Eukaryota, Metazoa, Arthropoda, Insecta, Diptera, Culicidae. Bases 169 to 1743 code for a protein of 524 amino acids. The record is from RefSeq and is a predicted model, not a curated record.
GCCACACUGCCAAGUUUGACGCGUGAAAGAUUCGCAACCGAAGCUUGGUUAGUUCUGUUUUGAUGUUUGUGUCGUGAAGUGCGCCAUGUUUUCCGUCGCGCAAACCCGGAAAUCCAAAAAUUCCAAGCCGGAAUUGAUGGCCGUUCCGUCGUCGUGGGUUGGGGACAAAUGUGUUUUUUUCCCCCAAAUGAAAUAACAAAGCUUUCAAAGGAUCCAAAGUCUAAGCCCGGUAAGAAUUGGGCCGCCAAGCCAGCGAAAAUUUUGGCUGAAGCAGAUUCUUACGAAGCGGCAGAAAUCCGUGUGACUGAACUUACAAGCCAAACCGACUCCGAAGAUGCCAGUAUCGGAACUCGGCGUAAGCCGCCCGCCAAGAAAGUAAAAUUUUCUUCAAAUGUGUACGAGCUUUCAGAGGUGCAACCCGGCGGGUUCUCCUUGGCUGCACCAGGCGACCUGGCCGUGACAAGCACACCGGUAUCGACGAGCCUGCCGGCCGCAACAAGCACUCCGACAGCAACAAACGCUCCGGCCAUAACAUGCGCUUCGGCCGCAACAAGCGCUCCGGCCGCAACAAGCGCUCCGGCCGCAACAAGCGCUCCGGCCACACCAAGUGCUCCGGCCGCAACAAGCGCUUCGGUCGCAAGAAUUGCAUGUGAAGGAUCGGUUACACCGACCGGACUGGUCGUUACUGAACAAUUUCUUCCGACGGGUGAAGGUUCAAAGAUUCGUCCAGCUUUGAACAACAGUAUUAUUUAUACGGCGCCGAUGGAGAAGAACCAUACCAUGCCAACUGGCGGCUUUCUACAGGUCGUUCCUGUUGAACAACUGGGGCAGUCCUCACAUUACGUGGUGCAGCAACGAGGAGGAGUAGGCCAACAGCUGAACGGACCCGGUUUUGGUAAUCCUGAUGACUCGGAACUGAGCAUUUCCGCAAUGAUUUCUGACAUGAUGGCGCCGCUUACACCAGCUUUGUCCACGACACCACCGUGUAACGAAUAUGAUGGAACGGAAGUCACGAUUACGACUUCAACUGGGGCAUACAAGUACAUCCAGCUACAAGAUGGAUCAAUGUUGCCUAUUGUGGACACGGAUAAGAUCGUGAAGAAAUUGGACGAUAAUAACGCGCUAUUGAUGCAUAUUUGCAAUUUUGUCGCUAACAUGGAGCUAUAUAUUUCGAAAACGAACCCAGCUGAUAACAUGGUGGAGACGCUUGGUGAGAAGGAGAAGGAAACAUGUGCUAGAGCUCUGAAAAUCGAUACAGGUGCUGAUUUGUUGCAACUCGAGGCGGGCCUGAAGAAUGCAAGUUUCGGGGUUAGAUUGCUCAAAUACUGCAAGUCCCUCUUCAAACUUACGGGCAAACGCGAGGGUCGUGUUUUUUUCAAAACUUUCAUGAGGACAACAAUCAACCCGCAUGUGUUUACGCCUUAUUCCUGGCAAGGAAACUCUAGGACGAGCGAAAACGAGAGCUUUAAGGAAGCUUUUCCGAAAUUUAUUGAUUUUGUACAGAACGUGGUGGUGGCUGCUGAUUAUCAGCACACCAAAGAAGACAAUGAAAAAUGUUUCCAAAACUUUCUCAGAGCGAAAAAUGAAGAGAUCAAGCGCUUCAACGCCGGGGGAGCGAAACGCUCAGCUCUUGCGCGUAAGCGCAAGCAACCAGCUGAUCAGGAUGAGGACAACGAGUCCAGCGAAGAGGAACGGGACAACACGGACGAAGAGCAAGAACCUGGCGAUAAGAUUCAAGUUUAAAGUGCUCAGAUUUUUCGCGGAAGGGCAAGCAACCAGCUGCUGAUCAGGACGAGAGCAACGAGUUCAUACAAGAGGAGCAGGAGCCGGAGAACACGGACGAAGAGCAAGAACCUGACGAGAAGGUUCAAGUUGAAAGCUAAGUGACUAAAUUUAAAUUGAACAAAAACCUGUAAAAUCAAUAAACAACAAAUCAACU